Aspergillus homomorphus CBS 101889 is the source of this 1578-nucleotide messenger RNA. Its product is annotated as cytochrome P450. The record is from RefSeq and is a predicted model, not a curated record. NCBI's taxonomy places the organism in Eukaryota, Fungi, Ascomycota, Eurotiomycetes, Eurotiales, Aspergillaceae. The transcript is spliced from 3 exons. Bases 1 to 1578 code for a protein of 525 amino acids. Gene Ontology annotation, molecular function: iron ion binding; heme binding; monooxygenase activity.
AUGGAAUCACCGAUUGUCGACUAUCUUCGUGUCUACGGAGGGCCCGCAGCUCUCACCCUAGGCUUGAUUGUACUUCUGCGGGGCAUCUACCGAUUAGUUCGGGUGCGCCUACUUUUCCAUCAUCUGCUCGCGAAACAUCCCAAAGGGUCCCAGCAAUCCGACGCCUUCACGGUCCUCUCAUAUAACUUUCCUGAGUUUGAUAAUUGCUUCUACAUUGAUAUCUGGCCCUUUGUGCAGCCGUUAUUGUGUAUUACAAGUCCGGAUCUUGCGGUGCAGGUCUGUCAGACCUAUGCGCUACCCAAACCAGCAGUACUGCAGAACUUUUUCCAGCCGUUUACCGGCGGGUGGAACAUCUUCACCACGAACGGACCGGAGUGGAAACGGGCACGCAGUCUCUUCAAUCCGGCCUUCAGUGCGAGUGCCGUGUUGCACCAUACAUCACAAAUUGUUGAGGAAGCGCAGGUCUAUGUGGACAUUCUGCGGGAGCAUGCGACCAAGGGAGAUACUUUCUCCCUGGACCGAAUGACCUGUAGCUACGUGAUGGAUAUCAUCGGGUCUAUUGCAAUUAACAAACGUCUGAAGUCGCAGCGGGAAUAUAACCCUCUGGCGGCGGCGAUGAGGAGUGUGGCUGAAUGGAACUGCCAAGAUGAAGAAUUGAAUCCGUUUAUUCGGUGGAAUCCGCUGCGACCGAUCAUGCACUGGUACAACGGACGCACGAUGACCUGUUAUAUCGGAGAUGCCCUGGAGGAACGGUACCAGCGCUGGAGACAGAAUCAGCCGUCGGACCGCCACCGUAAGUCUAUCAUGGAUCUGGUAAUUGCAGACUUCAUGUCGACGCGAUCAGCGAAGGAAGACCGAUUGGAUCCUGAGUUCAAGGCGUGGGCAACAAUCCAGGUCCGAACCUUCCUUUUCGCGGGCCAUGAUUCCACGGCGGCCACGAUUGUGUACAGCAUCUACAUGUUGUCUAAGCACCCGGAGCUGCUGGCCCGGGUGCGCGCCGAGCACGAUCAGGUGUUUGGCGAUGUUUCCUCCACAGCGCAGACACUGACGCAGCAUCCGGAAUUGAUCAACCAGCUUCCCUUGACGCUGGCGGUGAUCAAGGAAACCCUCCGGCUCUUUCCCGCUGCGUCCGCCUUGCGAUGGGGCCAGCCUGGCGUGCACCUCCAGGACCAGAAUGGAACCAAAUAUCCGACCGACGGACUCUGUAUCUGGAUUCUGCAUGGGGCAAUCCAGCGUAAUCCGAAUUACUGGAAAGACCCCUCUGCCUUCCUCCCCGAGCGAUGGUUGGUCGGGCCCGACCACCCUCUCUACCCUCCCAAAGGUGGCUGGCGAGCCUUUGAACAAGGGCCACGCGAUUGUAUUGGCCAGACCCUGGCCCUCCUGGAUAUCAAGGUUACAUUGCUUCUCGUACUGCGUGAGUUCGACUUUCAGGAUCAGUACGCCGAAUGGGACCGCCUGCAUCCCAGUGCCGGACCGAAUACCGUUUUUGGCGAGCGCGCCUAUCAAGUUCCCCAAGGCGCAUCGCACCCUGCUCAGGGAAUGCCCUGUCGGGUUAGCCAGCGUCAGCAUAUCGGGUGA